ACAAAGUAUGUAAAAAUACUGUUAUAACUUGUUUGGUAAAACCUAAACAGCACAAAAGAUGCAUGUACAUGGCGCGAAAUGCCUUCUUGGAUUAGUUACUCUACUACUAUUAAUUUACUCCAAAUUUUUUACAUGAGGAAAUGGAAAGGUCACAAACUUGCAAAAAACCGCUACCUUGACAUUAUCGAGCACGUUGGAAAUUUGUUAUUUCGAAGGAAAUUAUUCAAGAAUAACAGAAAUAAUAUUUUCCACAGGCCGAAGUGGAACAAAUCGCCGAUAAAGUUCAAUGCAUGCAGCAGUUGAAACAUGUCAGUUAAACGAGAUAAUAGGCGCUCGUGUCAUAAAUUAUAUAAUAUAAAACGUUCUGUACAGUCUCCCCCACCAUGCAAACCGGCAGAUUAACAUACCUCCAAAGUCAGAGAUACGUGGGGCAUAUACACUAUCAUUAUUUUUUUUGUACAAUAUUAAAGAAGUGUACACGCGCCCCCCACCUAUGGAGGGAUGUACUACAUGGUAUAACUUUUUUCUUUCUACCAUCUAAUCUACAAAGUUCAAUAGGUCCCCACGACGCUCGAGUAAAUACCCAUUUAGCAUCAUAGGCUCCCCUACUAUGUGGAAAUGAUCUAUUUAUGAACACAAACAUAUUCGCACAUGCAACAGGGCAUUACUUGGAUGGUAGAAAGCCAGAAGUACAAAAAAUAUAUAGCGACCACUACAUGGGUCUAGCCAAAAUGAAGUUGGAACAGAAAGGCCACACAAAACAGCACCCAACUUCCCGCAGCGCAACACGGUAGACUAAACUAUUCGUUUAAAAAAGUCGCUACUCUAGGUCGUUGCGUCAGAAAAGAAGGCCCGUUUCGAUUUUUCUAACGGGCGAAUACAAAGAGAAGUGGGAGAGCGAGGGAGAUUUGGACGCGUUAAAAAUUAGACUUAUUAGAUAUUAGAUUAAUUUACGAGCAAUAGAGUACCUACACUGCGCGUAAAUUUUUCUCUCGUUGAAAAUUCAUUUGUUGAUUUUCGUGAACCAUCUCGUACCAUUUUAAGUGCGCUGAAAUUGAAUUCUUCGCGAAGUUAUAAAAGCAGGCGCGUACUAUUUUGUGUACGAGAUAUUUAUUUCCGCGGGAUUUAGCAUAGACGUACGUGAUCACGAAAUAGAUAUUGCAUUUUUUGGAUUUCUAAACAAAACCACUAUUUUUACAUCCAAGAACGUGUAAAGAAAAAUGGAAAUUGAACUAUGUUUUUAUUAAUAUAUUCAAUCAACUAAGUUCUGUAUUUUUCUACACAAUCGAUGACGAUAGAUAAACUUAGUAGUAAUAAGUAAGUAAUACAUGCGAUGGCAUUUACUUUUGAUGAUGUGUAUUAAAAUAUUGACGAAGAAUUAAUGACAUUCAUAAAGUUCCACAAGUGUAGUGCGCAACUCUCGAGUUGAAUAUAAAAAUCGUAGUUAGAAACACUACAAAAGAAAAAUGAGUUGCUUCAGCGCAAGGUGCACGUCUACUGCGACAUUGGUAGGUAAAACGGCCGUUGUAACAGGAUGCAACACGGGUAUUGGAAAAUGUACGGUCGAAGAUUUUUACAAAAGAGGGGCGCGCGUUAUUAUGGCGUGUCGAAGCGUUCCAAAGGCCGAAGAGGCAAAGAGCGAUAUAACAAAACGCUGUGAAGGGCUGCGAGGUAUCGGGGAAAUUGAGGUGGUGCAACUUGAUCUGGCAAGCUUGAAGUCAAUUCGGAAGUGUGCCGAAAAGUUACUGCAAGAAGAAGACCACAUUCAUCUGUUAAUUAAUAAUGCCGGAGUUAUGGCGUGUCCUGAAUCGAGAACUGUGGAUGGUUUUGAGAUGCAGUUCGGUACAAACCAUUUGGGUCACUUUUUGUUCACUCUAAUCCUGUUACCGAAAAUUAUUAACAGUCCACCCGCACGAAUUGUCAAUGUAUCAUCGGUGGCGCAUUCUUUCUUAUCAGGCGCACUCCAAAUUGAGGAUCUCAACUGGACAAGACGAAAGUACAGUGAAAGUCAAGCGUACUUCCAAAGUAAACUAUCGAAUGUGCUGUUUACAAGAGAAUUGGCAAAACGUCUCAAAGAUCACAACAUUCACGGUGUCACAACUUAUUGCCUUCAUCCAGGUGUUAUCGAUACCGACUUGUGGCGUCACGUCGACGACAGCUUCUUUAAAGGUGCCAAAUGGAUAUUUUAUAAUAUUGUCGGCCUGUUUAUAAAGUCUCAAGAUGAGGGCGCGCAGACAAUCAUUUAUUGUGCGGUUGAUGAAGAUGUGAAGAAUGAAAGCGGUUUGUAUUACGCCGAAUGCGAUGUUGCGAAUUCUAGUGAUCGGUCGAAAGACAUGGUGUCUGCGAAGCGUCUGUGGGAUAUCAGCUUUAAAAUGGUUAAAUUACCGCAAGAUUACGACCCUUUUGUCGCUACCCCUUAACAUAAAAAAAAUGUACCGAAAUAUGUUAGUAGAUUUCACACUUGGAUAAGAUCACAUUGUUCCCCAACAUGCUCACCUGCAUUAACCAUAGGACCAUAGUUGUAAGACAAAAUUUCUGUGAUUUUGUGAAAAAUCAUUUAGGGACUACACGUUUAUGUACACCAUAGGAAGAAGUGAAUGAAUCACAAUAAAAUACUUACUGUGUUGAUUGAUUAUGAGUGAUUAAGAUUCUGGGAUUAUACAAGUAGAUAAGCACAGUUAAGGGAGCUGAUGCUAAUCAAUGCUGGGAAGUUCAACAUCUCUUAUAUAUACGUAUAAUCACAUUCUGGCGAUUUAAUCGAUUGUAUGAUUCUCGAAUUUGUUUUGGACCGAGUUUCUCGCAUUUUGGAGGCUAUGAAAUUGGAAUUAUUAAAUAUGUAAGUGGCCGCCAGUUGCUAAAUCAAUUGUUAUCUCGUCCAUUAUUUUUAAAAAUUCUUUUCGCUUUAUAUAGGGUUUGAACCAAGUCAAUCAAGGCCGUAAUAAUAUUAUUUUCUAAUAACCCUAAUAAUAAUGUUAAUUUUUUGUGUUCGACGGGAAUUUGAAUGUGAUUUCUUUACAGGGUUCUAAUUUUUAGUUUGAGUUUCAAUCGUAGUCCCAAGCUCUAAUUUUCAAGUUUACAUCCUCGUUUAAUUAUGAGUUCCAGUUUUAAUUGACCUUGACACCUGUCCAGCUUUGCCGUCGUGAGCACAAAGAUAUCACCUUAUCUAAGUUAACUUA
This is a messenger RNA of Photinus pyralis (common eastern firefly), 3176 nucleotides long. Its product is annotated as retinol dehydrogenase 11-like. NCBI's taxonomy places the organism in Eukaryota, Metazoa, Arthropoda, Insecta, Coleoptera, Lampyridae. The transcript has 4 exons. Bases 1467 to 2420 code for a protein of 317 amino acids. The record is from RefSeq and is a predicted model, not a curated record.